Messenger RNA from Penicillium nucicola, 1740 nucleotides. RefSeq lists its product as uncharacterized. Gene Ontology annotation, molecular function: oxidoreductase activity; copper ion binding. The transcript has 12 exons. Bases 1 to 1740 code for a protein of 579 amino acids. Lineage: Eukaryota; Fungi; Ascomycota; Eurotiomycetes; Eurotiales; Aspergillaceae. The record is from RefSeq and is a predicted model, not a curated record.
AUGAAGCUGUCUACGAUUCUUUACUUCGCGGGCUUUAGUUCUGCUCUGCCUUCCCUCGAGUCUCCCAAAAAAUUUGAGCUCAACCUCUCUUGGGAGACCAGAGCGCCCGAUGGAGUCGAGCGUAUGCAAGCUUUGGUCAAUGGCCAGUUCCCUGGACCUCCACUCUUAUUGGAUGAGGGCGACAAGGUCGAGGUGACAGUGAACAAUUACAUGCCCUACAACACCACAAUUCACUAUCACGGUAUUGAUCAGCAAGGAACAUCUUGGUCUGAUGGUGUACCGGGGGUUUCGCAGCGUUUCAUUCCUCCUGGGGGUCAAUUUAUCUCCAAAUUCACUGUCUCGCAGCAUGGAACAUACUGGCAAGUCUCAUUGUACCACUCGCACACUGCGGGACAACUCAUAGAUGGCUUGUACGGGCCUAUUUACAUCAGACCGCGGACAGCAGCUAAAGACAUGGCCAAUGCUAUGGCUAAUGAUAUCCCAACACGCGCUCAAAUAUACCAAGCGAUUAAAGAUCCUAAGCUGGUUAUGCUCUCUGAUUGGUUCCACAACACCUCCGAAGAGUUGCAGCAGAUCGCUGUGGACGCGGAUAUUGACACAUUGUGUGCCGACUCUCUCUUGGUCAAUGGGAAGGGACGAGUACGCUGCGUCAGCCCUGGAUAUGCCACCAGCCUGGUUCCACCUGACUUCUCUGCCCUGUUGCAAGGACAAAACUACACUGUGAAAGGAUGUCUCGCACUUGACAAUACCUACGCCCAAACAACCUAUGCAAAGCACAACUUCAGUUUGGUGCCUCCUACCAUGUAUGAUAUCUGCAAUGCUACCGACGCGGAAGAAGCAACAGUUUCCAUCAAUAACCACUCCAUGUGGGUAUAUGAGGUUGAUGGACAAUACAUCCAACCAGUGCAAGUGGAUGCACUGACAGUCGCAAUUGGUGGUCGCUACUCCGCUCUAGUGAAGCUAAACAACACAGCAGGAGAUUAUCCCAUUCUCGUUGCUAACUCUGGGUUGAACCAGAAGGUCGCAGGUCGAGCUACUCUUUCAUAUGCCAAUGGCGAUCAAACUAUCUAUUCCACGCCCUCUAUCGACUAUGGUGGUAACCCUGUGACUUCUGACGUUGUCAUUCUCGAUGAAAACACCAUUAAACCGCUGGUACCAAACAGACCAAACCAAGAAGCGGAUGAGACCUACAUCCUUGAUAUCGGACGUUAUGAGAAGGCGUGGAGGUGGUCCCUCAACGGGAACGACGCUUACGAACUGGCGAUGGAGGCUGACCGGCCUAUGCUUUGGGAUCCCACGUCGCAGGAGAAUAGCAGCCUGGUCAUUUCUACUAAGAACAACACCUGGGUGGAUAUUAUCUUCAAGAUUGUUGGAGAUUCCACGACCCUCCAGCCAGGCCAUCCACUGCACAAACACUCGAACCCGGUUUAUGUUAUUGGCUUCGGUCUUGGAGAGUUCACCUACGGUUCAGUUGCAGAAGCCAUCAAGGAGAUACCAGAGAUGUUCAACCUGGUCAACCCUCCCGUGAGAGAUACCUUCACCAGUCCAGCAGCCUUCCAAGGACCGGCUUGGUUGGCAAUUCGCUACCAUGUGCAAAACCCAGGAGCAUUCUUCAUGCAUUGCCACAUUCAACCGCAUCUGAGCGGCGGCAUGGCACUUGCCUUGCUGGAUGGCGUGGAUACCUGGCCUACUGUCCCGGCUCAAUAUGGGCCUGAGGGCCACUGGGGCAAUGCGCCAUAG